GCACGUUUAAGUCCGAGUCCGAAGACAGGCUUGGAUUUCUCGAUGAAGUACCGGUCCAACGUGCUGCCAAGCUGCUGAGUUUACCGGUGGAGGAUCUGAAGAAGUGCAUGCUCGUGCGCAAGAUUACAGUAGGGCGUGACGUGAUGGAGUCUCCGCAACGCCAAGAGCAGGCGAUCGCCAGCCGGGACAGUUUGAGCAAAUGUCUCUACAUGCAGCUCUUCGCUUGGGCCGUGGAUACCAUCAACCGCACGCUGUAUGUCAGCGAUUCGCCGAGGGCACAUGACAAGCAGAGGCAGUGCCUGGGUAUACUCGAUAUUGCCGGCUUCGAAUGCUUCGAUCAUAACUCCUUGGAGCAACUUCUGAUCAACCUAUGUAAUGAACAUCUCCAGCAGUUCUUCAACACUUUCGUUUUCCGGUCGGAGCUGGACGAUUAUGAGAAGGAAGGCUUGAAGUUUCAAUGCGACGUGAGCUUCACUGACAAUGCUGACGUGCUUCAGCUUGUUGAUGGUCGCGGCGGUUUGCUGGAUAUGCUAGACGAGGAGGUCGUGAUGCCGAAAGCCACUGAUGAAUCCUAUGUGUCCAAAGUGAAAGCAGGUCACUCAAAGCAUCAGUGCUUCGUUCUCUCGAAGAUCAACAGCCGAGUCAAGUUCGGAGUGAAGCACUUCGCAGGCGAAGUGACAUACAACUGCGAGGGCUUUCUGCAAAAGAAUGCGGACAAGCCGCCGGACGACUUCAUGAAGCUGCUGUCAGUCUCAGAGCUUGACCUCCUGAAGCAACUGUCGAUGGAUCCUGGGCAGGAGGCUGCCACGCCUGCGAAGGCCUCCAGCCGGAAGCCGAAAUCAACGUCAUCCAAGUUUCGUUCCUCCCUGCGGACCUUGGUUGGCAAGAUCAGCUCUUCGGACCCACAUUUCAUCAGGUGCAUCAAGCCCAACUCUCAGAAGGUUCCUGGCCAGUUUGAUUCACGGAUGGUGCUGGAACAGCUGCUGUUCAGCGGCGUCUUGGAAGCAGUUCACAUCCGUCAGCAGGGCUACGCGUCGAGGCUGUCGUAUGUCGACUUCCUGAGCAGGUAUGCCAGCCUGGCCGCGUCCAGUGCGCAUCAGAGGAAUGCCAGCGAACUGGCCAGUCACUUGAACGAGAAGCUGUCUCUGGACAUUGAAGUCGGCAAGACCAAGGUGUUCAUGAAGGCAUUUGCAGCCAGCUCCCUGGAGAAGCAGCGGGGACUGAAGCGCGCGCAAAUGGCCACCAAGCUGCAGGCCAUCGUGCGAGCGAGGUUCGCCAGGAAUCGCUUUACUGCAACACGAGCUACGAUGAAGGCACUCAUGGACUGCUUGAGGCGGAUUGGUUGGGACAGUCGCAAACCUGAGAAGAAUCAGCCCAUACCUCUGUUGGGGAAGCUGGGUACAGAGGCCAGGGCAUUCUUGGGAGACUUGGAGCACGCUGAGAAAGCUCUGCCGCAUCUACCCUGCUCGGACAGACUGCGAUCUGUUUCGCAGGCUGCGUCCAGCCGCCUUGCAAAGGAGCUGCAGUGCAUGGAGCAACUGGAGGCUUUAGCAAAAAGCACAGAUGCCGUGGAGAUCGAGAAAGCCUUAGCCAGAGCCACCUCCUUGCAGCUGCCGCCGACGAGCUUGACGCAGGAGCACCUUCCGCUCCGCUGCAAGGCGCUUCAGGUUCAAGUGCCGCUGGUGGAGGCCCUGCGCUCGGCAUCGGAUGAAAAGAAUCUGGAGUCUCUUAUCCGCAUCAUUGAAGAGGCGAACAAGAAGGGCUUCAAGCUGGAUCCGACAGGUUGGCUACCCGAACUUGCAGUCGGCGAAUUGCUCCGACAGGUGGAUGCCCAGCGCCUGAAGCACGAAGCGCAACAGAAACUAGAAGCGGAGACCAGGCAGCGGCAGGAGCAGCAGCAGCGGCAGGAGCAGCAGCAGCGGCAGGAGCAGCAGCAGCAGCAACAGCAGCCGCCGCCACUUCAUGCCCAACCUGCACCAGCCGCAACCAUUCAGCCAACACCUGUGCAUACAUCCAGCACAGAAGGUGUGCUGCAUGUGGGGCGUUUGCCCACCACGGCACCUCCACAAAGUGCAUCGCUUGGCCAAGCUGAUGGCAAGGGGUCUACAGCUGAAAGACGGCGCCGGCCAACGAUUACAGGAUUCAGCUCCUUUCAGCAGACGCAACUUCUUGCUACGGGCUGUUUGCAGUGGAGCGCUGCUAGCCUGCGAGCUGCUGCGGAGAACUUGGACUCAGCCGGACCAGCCGGCUUGGAGCAGCUGCUCCAAGAGGCCACGCGCAACGGCAUCGAGGAGGCCGAGCUUCAGGAGUACCACAAGAAGAUGUGCGAUUUGCAGAACGAGGCCUUCCUUCGGCAGGCUGUGGAACAAGUUCUGGAGGAGGUCAAGGCAGAGUGUCCUCCACCGAAUGCACUGCAAAAGCUGCAGAACUUGUCACACCAGCUGCGAGUGUUGCACGGGGAUGCCGAGCUCAUCAGAUCAGCAUCGCAAGCAGUGCGGCAGGGAACUCGGCGGCGAACGAAAAGCAUCGCCCCAGCUCGAGACGGCCGCCGGGCAAGUGCCUUCGAUGUCAAGAGCUCGGAGGAGCUGCGAGUGGCCUGCGAAGCCUUCAGCGACCUCAGCUCUUUCUCCAAACUGAAGAACGAAGGCGCAUGGAAGGGCCAUCGAAGCAGCCUCCAGUUGGAGUUGGCUCCUUUCGCUGGGAAGAUGCUGGGCCAUUCGAAGGUGACAAUCGCCGAGUCGCUGACACACCUGCCAAAGUCGCGCGAGGCUGCGGCCAUUCAGACCUUCCGAAACAUUCUAGUUUGGAUGGGGGAUCGCCCAGCACAAGAGUGCCAGCGCAUCGCAAGUGUUGGCCUCAGCAUGCCGAUGGUUAGUUCAGAUCCGUUCAUGCGCGAUGAAACCUUCGUUCAAAUCUUGAAGCAGCUCAGUGGCAAUCCAUCAGCCCGCUCCGAGUGGCUGGGUUGGCAGCUGCUCCUGCAGCUGUGCCAUACCACACCUCCAAGUGACGAGCUGGACGAUUUCGUGCGCUUCUUUUGCGCUCAGAAAACGAGUGCGGCGCCCUUGAGCUCUGGCGAUGCACGUGCCCUGGAGCUCGAAAGACUUGCCAGAGAAUGCUUGGAGGCAUUGACGGCUGCAGCACCCACCAAAGGCACAGAUGAUGAUACGUCUGGAGACAUGGUCGGUGUGUUGGUGUACUUGAUAGACGGCUCUUCACAGAAUUUGUUCGUGCCGGUGGCAACGACUCUCAAAGAGAUGUCUUCCCUAAUGGGAAGCAGAGUCGGUGUGAAGCACUGGCGGGACUUUGCAUUCUUUCAAGCGACUGGCAAGGCUGAGUCGCUCAGGAUGCUUCCAGACAUCCUUCCCGUAUCGGAGCUGAUCAGCAUGUGGCAGAAAAUACGCGAAGCCACUGGCUUGGCAGGCCACCUGCACUGGCGGCGGCGGUUUCUGUUACCUCAGGAGAUGCUCCAGGCUGGAGAUCUGCAUCACGCGGCUCUCACGUUUCGACAGGCUGUGCGCAGCCACUUGCACCGGCCUGCUCCGUGUCAGGCUGGGGGCGAGGCCGAGGAGAUGAUGACGGCCGCGGCCCUUUUGUGGUUGGAGAGUUAUAACCCAUUGCAACAGAUCAAGGAUAACGACAGGCUUGUUCACGAGCUCCUGAAGGGGCAGAUGAGCGGCCUGAAACCGACGCAGCAAGAUGCUGUCAAGCAGCGCCUGCAAGCAAAGGUCAAGGACUUGCGAAAGGAGUAUGGGCCGCGGGUUCCGCAACUGCAACGUAUGACGAGGGCUUUUGCCCUAAUGCGCUGCUUUCCACAUUUUGGCACCCAGCACUGGCCGGCGAAAGGGAUCUCUGCAGCCAAAGUUUAUGCUGCGGGAACCAUGGCGGUAAGCAAUCCGCCAGAGAAGUAUUUGGCGCUGCACUUGCGCCAGACGGAGCCGGAGCUUUGGAUUUUCGUCGAUACCUUCGGCUUGCACCUGGCUCCGGCGCUGGCCAGUCACACAAAUGGGGCAGCGCUCUGGAGCUUUCUCUUCCAAGACACCACUUCAGCGUCUGGCGACAGCGAAGUCCAGGAUGACGCUUUGAACUCGCCCUCAAGCGCGUUCCGCAGGAGAUCGCUAAGCGAGCUGGUAGCCGAUGACAGUGCCACUACGCCGUCUGCAAGACGCAACCUUCGACUGCACAAUCAAUGUGGACGGUUGCUUCGAUGGGGUGCCAAGCCCGGUGCGCUGCAACUUGUU
Messenger RNA from Symbiodinium necroappetens, 4238 nucleotides. NCBI's taxonomy places the organism in Eukaryota, Dinophyceae, Suessiales, Symbiodiniaceae. The record is from the annotation of a GenBank genome assembly.